AUGAAGCGUUCACGAGGACACUCUGAAAAGGCGAAGCAAGCGAAGAAGGCAAGACUAGGAGAAUCCUCCGGAUCAAGACCUCCAGCACCUCUGCCUGGACCUUCUGGUAAGUCAGUUUCUCUUGCUCCCUUUGUACAAACACAUAGCAUUGCUUCUUCUAUCCCUCAACCCACACCUAUCUAUACAAACUCAGAAACCCCUCCCUCAACUACCAGAACAUCUCAUCAACCAUCCCAGAAAUUUAACCUUGCCACCACAACCUUACCUAUUUCUGACGCAGAAAUGCUGAACGAAACCACUUCACUAUCUUCAUCCCCUUCUCUAGAAUCACCCCCUUACUACAACAUUUCUUCAGACGUAGAACACUCUGACCCUUCAUCUCCCACUCUGGCCCAGCUCCAAACUCGUGCUCUGGCCUCACAACAGCCAACACAACCCACAUCCGAACUAGAAAUCACUUCCUCACCCACAGAACAACCAAACCCAACCACAUCUGACCCUCCACCAUCUGAAACACCUCAUGCCGAAACUCACCCAAACAACUCUGAUACACACCCACCUAAUACAUCCGCUGAACCACAAACUCCCACUCUCAACCUAAGCCCUCCCAAUUCUCCACCUCCACCCUCUGAACUAGAAAACACCCUGCCAACCCUAGAGGAAGCAAUCACGUUUUUUGCAGAAGCUUCAGUUGACAAGGUCAAAAAAAUUGUAGAAGAGAAUCUUGAAACAUCAUCUCAUGGAAGCUCCGGUAAGAACUUCUGA
Lathyrus oleraceus (garden pea) is the source of this 765-nucleotide messenger RNA. Its product is annotated as flocculation protein FLO11-like. The record is from RefSeq and is a predicted model, not a curated record. NCBI's taxonomy places the organism in Eukaryota, Viridiplantae, Streptophyta, Magnoliopsida, Fabales, Fabaceae. The coding region runs from base 1 to 765 and encodes 254 amino acids. The transcript is spliced from 2 exons.